GUUUCUGUAGAGCUGCUCAGCGCUUUUGGCCUCUCUGCAGGGGCAGUGAGACGCUGGUAGGAAGGGAGGGAGGGAAAGCAGCACAAAGGCGGCUUGUACCCGGUACCCUUGUCUCCAAAAGAGCGCAUGUGAGGAGUGAGGAAGGCAUGCCCCCACUGCAAAUCCUCCACGAAGAACUGAGGGCACUGCUGGAAUAGUGUGUAUGUGGUGGGGGGACAAGGAGGAGGAGGAGGGGACCCCUUCCCCGCCUGUGUGGGAGUGCCAAAGGCAGCAGGAAGACUUGCCUGCCCUCCCUCCUUCCCCCACCAGCACAAGGUACCUGCGCUGUGGUUCUCAGCCCUGCCCGUAGAUUGGAUCGCCUGUCUUGUGGAGGGCUCGGGUGUGGUUUUUUCUUUUUAAGCUACCUAGGAGAUGCUGACAUGCAGCCAGGUGCCCUGCUCAGGGCGUCUGCUGACACUGCCUGGCAGGCAGGCCUGGGCUGGAGGCCAGGAGCUGGAAGGCUGGCCUUCCCUCAGGAGCAGAGGGAGCCCUCACCCUUCCUGGGCGGGCAGGCCUCUCUCCCUGGGAUGUGGUUGGACAUGAAACUCAACUGCUUGCACCUGGGGCCCUUACAACACAGGCGUGGCCCAGGGCUCCGUCAUGACAGGCGCAGGUGGUUGUCACCUGGCUCUGUUGGCUCCCUUCCAACACCCUUUCCACCCCUACCGCUGGGGUCCACAUAUCCCUGAAUUUUGGUUCUGAUUCAGAUACCAGAUGCUUUUACAGGUGAGCUGCCUGUGGGAAGGGAGUGAGGAAGAGGAAGUGCCUGGUUGCUUCUUGGCCAGGAGCUUCCAAGAGGGAAUGAAUAGAACACGUCGCGACUAUCUUGGCAGAAGCGGGUCAGUCCCCUGUCGGGCAGUCCCCAGGGGAGCAAGGGUUUGAGAUCCGCAGGGCACUAGGACCCAGCGGGCGCAGGGCAGCCCACGUGCUGCGUUCGCGCCGCCCCCGCUCCUGCCCUGCUCCGGCGCCGCUCCAUUGUCUGGGCGCUGCAGCCGCGAGCCGGGCGGCCGGGGGGUGGCGGCUGGAGCCCUGCCGGCCGGGUCGGAGCCGGCGCGGGAGAUGCCGGGCGAACCGCGGCCGCCUGAGCCGCCCGCCUAGCCCCCGCCUUCCGGGGGAAGGAUGUGCGCCCGGAUGGCGAGGCGCGCGGCAGCGGCUCUCCGGUGGCCCUGCGGCCCCUGGCUCUGCCUCCUGGUGGCCCUCGCCUCGGACGUCCGGAGAGAGGAGGAAACUGAGGGUCCAAAGAUGUUAAAUGACCCAAGCUUCAUCAAAGCAGAGUGAGGAUGGAAACAAGGUCUCCAGACUCCCAGGACAUCCUCUCCAGGGACAGCAGCCCAGCUUGGAGGAUUCUGGAAUGAGUAAAACAAGACAGCUAAUUCACAACCCUGGGUGCACAAAGACUGAGGGGACUCAGGAGGGCAAGCAGUCAAGGAGGGCUCCUGUGGAAGGAGAACGGAGAGACCCACAGUCUAGGGAGUGAAGCCCUAAGGAUGGAGCUCAGUUCAGCCCCUGCCAGCUCUGGAGCUGUCACCAUCUCUGCCCAUUCUCCCUCUUCAGUGGACUGCGACCAGGGCCUCCUGGACCCUGUCUACCUGCCGGCAGCCCUGGAGCUUCGGGAUGCCCCUGAGCAUUUCCGUGUGCAGCAGGUGGGCCGCUACCCACCCGCCAACUCCUCUCUGGGCUCCCGGUCUGAGACCUUUCUGCUCCUGCAGCCCUGGCCCAGGGCCCAGCCACUUCUCCGGGCCUCCUACCCACCCUUUGCCACUCAGCAGGUGGUCCCUCCUCGAGUCACUGAGCCCCACCAACAGCCAGUCCCGUGGGACGUACGGGCUGUGUCGGUGGAAGCUGCCGUGACUCCAGCAGAGCCCCACGCCCGCGUCCUCUUCCACCUCAAAGGGCAGGAUUGGCCGCCAGGGCCUGGCAGCCUGCCCUGUGCCUGGCUCCAUGCCACACACCCUGCAGGCACCGCUCACCGAGCCUGCCAUUUCCAGCCAUCUCUGGGCGCCUGUGUGGUGGAGCUGGAGUUCCCUUCGCACUGGUUCUCCCAGGGCUCCCCCACGCGGGCUGAGCUGGCCUACACACUGGAGCCUGCGGCUGAAGGUCCUGGGGGCUGUGGCCCUGGGAGGGAGGAAGGCCCCGGGGAAGAGGCUCUCCCAGUGGGAGAUGUGGAGCUGCGCCCAGCAGCCCCCCCACAGUACCAGGAGGUGCCCCUGGAUGAGGCAGUGACCCUACGGGUGCCCGAUGUGCCUGUGCGGCCCAGCCAGCUCUUCAGUGCCACCCUCCUGCUUCGGCACAACUUCACCGCCAAAGUUCUGACCCUGCGGAUCAAAGUGAAGAAGGGGCUGCAUGUGACAGCUGCACGCCCAGCCCAACCUGCCCUCUGGAGUGCCAAGCUGGACCGCUUCAAGGGCUCCAAGCACCAUACCAGCCUCAUCACGUGCCACCGAACUGGGUCCACAGGGCCGGACACCAGCAGCCCCCUUGAACUAUCCGAGUUCCUGUGGGUGGACUUCCUGGUGGAGAAUGGCACUAGUGGGGGCGUAGCCACCACUCGCCCUGUCACCUGGCAGCUGGAGUACCCAGGCCAGGCCCCCGAAGCAGAGAAGGACAAAAUGGUGUGGGAGAUCCUGGUGUCGGAGCGGAACAUAAGAGCCCUCAUCCCACUGGCCAAGGCCGAGGAGCUGGUGAACACAGCGCCACUGACUGGAGUGCCUCGGCGUGUCCCUGUGCGCCUUGUCACUGUGGACAGUGGGGGGGCUUUGGCGGAGGUGACAGAGCACAUCGGCUGUGAGUCGGCCAACACCCAGGCCCUGCAGGUGUCCGAGGCCUGCGACGCUGUGUUUGUGGCUGGCAAGGAGAGCCGCGGUGCUCAGGGGGUGCGGGUGGACUUCUGGUGGCGCCGGCUGCGGGCCUCACUGCGAAUGACAGUGUGGGCCCCGCUGCUUCCCCUGCGCAUCGAGCUGACCGACACCACCCUCGAGCAGGUCCGAGGCUGGAGGGUACCCAGCACAGCUGACGGGGUACCGGAGCCUGAGGCUGCCCCUGUGGCAGAGGAGUCAGAGAGGCGGUCCCGCAGCUGCCGCCUGCAGUACCAGCGCGCUGGCGUGCGCUUCCUUGUGCCCUUCGCGGCCCACCCGCUGGAUGGCGGCCACCGCCUUACCCACUUGCUCGGCCCUGACUGGCUGCUGGACGUGUCCCACCUCGUGGCGCCACACGCCCGCGUGCAGGAUGUACGUGUGGCCUCUCUGGAGCACGGCCAUGUCCUGGUGGGCCGGGAGCCUGGCAUCACCUCCAUUGAGGUGCGCUCCCCACUGUCUGACUCCAUCCUGGGCGAACAGGCACUGACUGUGACGGAUGACAAGGUCUCGGUGCUGGAGCUGCAGGUGCAGCCCGUGAUGGGCAUCACACUGGCCCUGAGCCGGGGCACUGCCCACCCUGGGGAGGUCACAGCCACGUGCUGGGCACAGUCAGCCCCUCCCACCCCAAAGCAGGAGGUGGCCCUCUCCCUGUGGCUGUCCUUCUCUGACCACACUCUGGCCCCUGCUGAGCUCUACGACCACCGGGACCUGGGACUGUCCGUCGUGGCUGAGGAGCCUGGUGCCAUCCUGCCAGCUGAGGAGCGGGGUGCCCAGCUUGGGGUGGUGGUGAGUGGGGCAGGCGCCGAGGGGCUGCCCCUGCAUGUGGCUCUGCACGCACCUGAGCCUUGCCGCCGGGGCCGCCACCGUGUGCCCCUGGCCUCCGGCACUGCCUGGCUAGGGCUGCCCCCUGCUCCCACGCCGGCCCCUGCCCUGCCACCCAGCCCUCCUCAGAGCUCGGCAGCCACGGGCGCCAGCCUGGGUGGUGAACGGUGGGUGGCAGGCAGCGUGGGAGACAGCGGGGGUGUGAGGGGCAAGUUCGAGCGGACAGAGGAGGCCGGGAAUGAGGAGGCAGAGGCUGCGGGGGAGGAGGAGGAGGAGAUGGUCCCCGCCCCUCAGCAGAUCACUGAACUCGAGCUGGGCAUGUACGCCCUCCUGGGCGUCUUCUGUCUAGCCAUCCUCAUCUUCCUGGUUAACGGGGUGGUCUUCGUGCUGCGCUACCAGCGCAAGGAGCCUCCCGACGGUGCCACUGACCCUGCCUCUCCCCAGCCACACAACUGGGUCUGGCUGGGCACCGACCAGGAAGAGCUGAGCCGCCAGCUGGACCGGCAGCCCCCUGGCCCACCCAAGGGGGAAGGGGGCUGCCCCUGUGAGAGUGGGGGCAGGGGGGAGUUGGCCCAGGCACCUGCUGGGGGCACCACCAGCUCCUCGGGCACCCUGGCCAGGAAGGAAGCUGGGGGACGGCGGAAGCGGGUAGAGUUUGUGACGUUCGCACCAGCUCCCCAAGCCCAGUUGCCCAAGGAGCCUGCAGGGGCCCCUGCUGUGCAGUCCAUCCUGGUGGCGGGCGAGGAGGACAUCCGCUGGGUGUGUGAGGACAUGGGGCUGAAGGACCCCGAGGAGCUGCGCAGCUACAUGGAGAGGAUCCGGGGCAGCUCCUGACCCCCGCCCGGCCUCGGCAGCCACCCGCCCAGGCGGCCUGCUCUCAUCCUCUGGUGCCUCUUGGCCCAAGCCCCCUGCCUCGGCCCCUGUGAGGGCUCCCCCCCGGCCCUCCUGCCCUGCCCCUUGUCAUGGACCAUGGUUGUGAGGAAGGGCCCUGCCCCUUAUUUAUGGGAACAUUUCACCCUACUGUUGGGCACAGAAUAAACUGGGAAGGAAACCCCG
Molecule: messenger RNA, 4772 nt
Organism: Manis javanica (Malayan pangolin)
Lineage: Eukaryota; Metazoa; Chordata; Mammalia; Pholidota; Manidae
Source: RefSeq, a predicted model, not a curated record